This is a messenger RNA of Seminavis robusta, 873 nucleotides long. The record is from the annotation of a GenBank genome assembly. NCBI's taxonomy places the organism in Eukaryota, Bacillariophyta, Bacillariophyceae, Naviculales, Naviculaceae.
AUGACCAAGGACGACAUCAAUUGCAAUCUAGAGCCUGAAGUGGAGGCACAAGGUGUGAAGGACAUCUUGGAAGGGCUGACGGAGGAAGAAAAGGCGGCACUGGCGGACGAUGAAAUGCCACUCCGUCAUUUUCGAGCCGAAAAGGGAAACGUUAAAAAGGCAUUGAAGCAAAUCAAGGCUACUAUCAAAUGGCGAGAUGAAUUUCAAGUGGUGACGCUACGAGAUUGCUUCCGCAAAGACGAAGCAGAAGCCAACAAUGACAAGGAAGGAGGAGAUCGACUGACAGCAGCUGAAUUUCAAGAAAUUUUGCGUCAAGAAGAUGCCACGGGCAAGAUUUACGUCCGUGGGUACGACAAGGAUGGUCGCGCGGUAGUGUACAUGCAACCCUCUCGAGAGAACACCAAACACGAAACCAACAAUAUGCGUCAUUUGGUGUGGAAUAUGGAAAAAGCCAUUGCCAUUUCGACGCGUCAGGGAUAUUCCAAAAUUGCCUUUGUCAUUGAUUACACGGGAUUUAGUUUGUGGAAUGCUCCACCGCUCAGUACCAACAAGUACACGUUGGAUAUUAUGCAACGGCAUUAUCCCGAACGAUGUCAUCGCUUUUAUUUGACCAAUGCACCCUUUUGGUUCAAGGCAUUCUGGGGCACUGUACGACCCUUUGUGGAUGCUCAUACCAAAGAAAAGAUUGUCAUGUGUACAUCCGGUAAUAAGGAUGUUUGGAUGGAGAGUUUGGGUGGAGAUCCGGCUCGGUUGGAGCCGUUCUUGGAUGGAACGCAUACGUAUGAGUUCAAUGUGGACGAGUAUUUUGCAUUGCCGUUUGAUGCCGCAGUGGAUGAUGACAUGUUUGACGAUAUAGUGGUCAAGAAGGAAUAG